AUGCCGUCUGUAAUGAUGCGCGCCUCGCAGGCAUCAUCUACCCUUGGAAAGGGCCUUCAGACCAGGCUUGUUUCAUCGUCUUCGAACACCGAAAACCCGUCCAAGAUCCUAGCUAAGCAGCGCCGUAAUCGUCCUGUUUCUCCCCACCUUUCUAUAAUCAAACCCCAGAUUGGCUGGAUCAGCUCAACACUACACCGUAUCACUGGCGUCGCCCUGUCCGGUACUCUCUACCUAUGGGCUACCGCUUACGUCCUCUCGCCCGUUUUUGGGUGGCAAUUAGGUUCAGCCAGUAUGGUAGCCGCAUUCGGUGCGCUCCCUGUUGUUGUGAAGGUCUCGCUCAAAGCUAUCAUGGCCCUUCCAUUCACCUACCAUAGCUUUAACGGCAUUCGUCACUUGAUAUGGGAUCUAGGUCUUGGGCUCUCCAAUCUUGCUGCGAUCAAGUCAGGCUGGACUGUGGUUGGCCUGAGCAUGCUCAGCGCGCUCGCUCUUGCUUUCAUGUGA
Messenger RNA from Aspergillus udagawae, 501 nucleotides. RefSeq lists its product as uncharacterized. Gene Ontology annotation, biological process: mitochondrial electron transport, succinate to ubiquinone; tricarboxylic acid cycle. Gene Ontology annotation, molecular function: electron transfer activity; succinate dehydrogenase activity. Bases 1 to 501 code for a protein of 166 amino acids. The transcript has 2 exons. NCBI's taxonomy places the organism in Eukaryota, Fungi, Ascomycota, Eurotiomycetes, Eurotiales, Aspergillaceae. The record is from RefSeq and is a predicted model, not a curated record. Gene Ontology annotation, cellular component: membrane.